Molecule: messenger RNA, 1035 nt
Organism: Python bivittatus (Burmese python)
Lineage: Eukaryota; Metazoa; Chordata; Lepidosauria; Squamata; Pythonidae
Source: RefSeq, a predicted model, not a curated record
AUGGCCAAGGCAGCCGACUUUUCCGUUUUCAGUGUUCUGGUGACAGGCUCUGAUCGGGGGAUAGGUCUCGGUCUGGUGAAGAGGUUUCUGAUGCUGCCUUCUCCACCCAAAUGGGUCUUUGCUACAACUCUUGAUCUGAAUGGAGAAGAAACCAAGGAAGUGAAAGAGUUGGCAUGCGAGCAUCCAAACCUGGUGUUGUUGCAACUAGAUGUCACUGUUCUUGAGAGCAUCAAGGCAGCUGUAAAAGAGGUGGAAAAGUGUGUUGGAGAAGCUGGGCUGACCCUCCUAAUCAACAAUGCUGGCACUUGGUUCUUCAAAAAUCUAGAAAAUGAAAACGCCAAGGAUAUGAUGGCCCUAUAUUCAGUGAACACCAUUGGGCCGCUGCAAAUGAGUCAGGCCUUUCUGCCCCUGUUGAAGAAGGCAGCCCAGCGAAGUCCAAGGGAAGGGCUGAGCAGCAGCAAGGCAGCUAUCAUCAAUAUCUCCAGUGCUCUUGGCUCAAUGGAGGUUAUGCUUAUUUGGGAAAAAGGGCAGGCAGUUUCAUACCGCUGCAGUAAGGCUGCUUUAAACAUGGUCACCAAGUGCCAGUCACUCGAGUAUUCAGCUGAUGGGAUUCUGAGCAUCUCCAUCCAUCCUGGCUUGGAAGUGAAAGAGUUGGCAUGCGAGCAUCCAAACCUGGUGUUGUUGCAACUAGAAAAUGAAAAUGCCAAGGAUAUGAUGGCCGUAUAUUCAGUCAACACCAUUGGGCCCCUGCAAAUGAGUCAGGCCUUUUUGCCCCUGUUGAAGAAGGCAGCCCAGCGAAGUCCAAGGGAAGGGCUGAGCUGCAGCAAGGCAGCUAUCAUCAAUAUAUCCAAUGCUCUUGGCUCAAUGGAGGUUAUGCUUUUUUGGGAGAAAGUGCAGACAGUUUCAUACCGCUGCAGUAAGCCAGAAAUCACUGUGGAAGAGAGCACGCAAGGUAUGAUGACUGUGCUGUCCAUGCUUUCUGAAGAGGACAACGGGACCUUUGUGGAUUGGUUGGGUCGGAGAAUUCCUUGGUGA